Messenger RNA from Stylonychia lemnae, 975 nucleotides. The record is from the annotation of a GenBank genome assembly. NCBI's taxonomy places the organism in Eukaryota, Ciliophora, Spirotrichea, Sporadotrichida, Oxytrichidae.
AUGGAUCAAAAUAAUCUCAUUGCACAAGAAAAGAAUAACAACAACUCUCACUAACAAAUUCCCAACAAUCAACCUUCAUCUAAAUCAUCUAAUCCCUCCUAAUAUCAAUCAUUCUCAGUUUCUUAUACCAAUUAGUAGAAGUAGCAACAUCUCACAUCUUCUCAGAAUAGCAAUACCAUAAUAAAUCAAAUCGAAGAUAUCAAUUAUAUGUUGCCUCUAGAAGACUUUAUUGACUCUGAAUUCUUUGAGUUCUUUCUUGAGGUAGCCAAAGAAGUGCGUGAACUAGCUGUUAAGAUCGUAUCCACCUCUAUAUUUAUAGACGAGGAUAAAGACUUGCAGGCAUAUCACAGACUAGCUGAUAAAUGGGAAUAUAAUUAUGUGCCUCUUAUCUACCAGGAAUUUGCUUCUAACUUCAAGUAGACUGUGCGAAGAGACAUGCAAAUACCUGAAUAUGUCCAGCUCAUGAAGUUGCAGUUUCAUAAGGACUAUCAAAGUGUUCAUAAGAGUAGGAGUAGUGCUGGUGGCUAGUCAUCUAAGAGUAAAAAUAAUUACACAAGUGCUUUGAAUGUGAUGAACUAAAGUAAAAAGUAAGAGGCCUUAAGCAGAGAUGAAAUCGAAUAGCAGAGAUAGAGUAAUAUAGAUUAAGAAAUCGAGUAAUUAAUUUAAGAAGUGGCCUACUUAGAACUCAAGAAGACUAUCAUUGAGCAAAUCAAAUCAAUAUCAGUUACAUUUGAACAAGAACUGAACUAAUAGGUGUCCCCUGAGGGAAAUGUUGUGAAUAAUGAUAUGAAUAAAAAUGAUGCUGAGUAUAUUGAGAGAGAACUUGUAUAAUCAUUUAAUCAGGCUUUUGAGAAAAUACUCUAACACUCUUAAAAGGAUAAACAAAUAUAACAGGAGUAGCUUAAAGAUAACUCAGUAUAAAGUGUAAAAAUAGGAUAAAUGCUGAGGAAAGUAUAAUAGUUAGAAAUAGACUGA